AUGGCAGGAUACACCUGUGUCCAGUGCCUCCAGGUCCUCCGACAGGGAGCCAGGGCCUCAGCGCCCCAAGCUCGCCUCCAGAGUCUCACCCGCCGGAGAGCAAUGCCCCCUCUAAUCCGAAGCUUCGGUACGCAACGCAAAUCACUAGCCUCCAGCACCGAAGCCAAGCAGAAACACGUCCACGGACAAUCCUGCUGUGUCCCUAAACCCUCGCCUCUCCAGCGAGCAGCGCACACAGCAACAGGCCCCUCCGUCAACACCCGCGUGGCCCUGAAACCAACCAACCUGUUCCACUCUUUCACGGACUCACCCUCGCCAGCUAUUCGCCAACGUGCCGAGUUCAUCAAGCAAAAUGCUUUCUGUCCACACCCAAGCCACCAGCAGACUCGCGCCCCGGUCUCACCGCAUGACCCCGAAGCCAGAAAGGAUGCUGUGGACGCAGCUCCCCCGGCUCAUUCGCAUUUCGAGUGUCCUGACUGCGGUGUUCCCGUCUACUGCUCCGAGGGCCACUGGAUGGAUGACUUCGAGGCCCACCUGGAGAUCUGUGAUACCCUUCGCCAGAUCAAUGAGGAUGACCAUGACUUGCAUUCUGGUCGCUUCUUCCCGGAGUUCAAUUACCCCGGUCCUCAGGAUGAUAAUUUUGUCAUCAACAUGACCAACUGGGAUACGUACCUGUACACCCGUGAAUUCGAGGCUAUCAACGACGAUCGCUCCAUGCGCCAGGUUACUCGCAUGCUCACUUACCCGCAGACUAUCGGCAGUGUCCUGCACGAGUUGAGCCCGUACAGUGUCCGCUCCGGCGGUCGUCUUACGGCGGAAGGAUUAAAGAGUCUGAGUGCCCUUCGCUACUCCCUGCACCCCCCGAAAGCAGGUGAAAGCACAGACAUCAAAGGUCUCCGCCUGAAAGCGCCCCCAGUGCGAAUCUUCAUCCUCGGCGCCCGCGCUGAGUCCUCGCUUCCCCGCGACGUCUGGCUCCAACUCCAAUACAUGUACCCGCGCGCUCUCCUGCACCUGAUCUUCAUCGGGCCGGAGAGUAUGGCGAAUCGGGACGGCGAGUACCCGCUUCCAGAGCGCACACCCGAGAAUCCUUUCGGCGGAAUUGUCGAGGACCGUCUCGGUGGACAGAUGAAGAUCACUACUUAUGUGGAUUACUUCCAUACCAUGAACAAGGCGCAGUACUUUGGGCCGUUUGAUCCUUACCUGGAUUGCUUUAUGCUGUUCCAUCCCGGACUGGGACACCCAGCUAGCUCGCAUGAGUGGGAGGAGACGUUGCCGCAGUUGUUGGAGACUAAGGUGCCUAUUCUGUGUACAGGAUAUACGCAGUGGGAUCUUGAGAGGGAUAUCAACUGGGUUCAUGAGAAGUGUGGGGGUGAGUUUGAUGUGCUUCUUGAGCCCGGUGAGAAUAUCUUCCGCAGUUUGCGGUGGGAUUUGAACGAUCAGGAUCCUCACGAUGUUUCGUGUGGAAACUGGGGAUUGUGGGCUUUCCGUGGAAAGAGAUAUGAGGCGAGUUUCAUCAAAGAGGAGUAG
Messenger RNA from Penicillium soppii, 1527 nucleotides. Its product is annotated as putative mRNA processing protein (Mss51). The record is from RefSeq and is a predicted model, not a curated record. Gene Ontology annotation, cellular component: extrinsic component of mitochondrial inner membrane. The transcript is spliced from 3 exons. Bases 1 to 1527 code for a protein of 508 amino acids. Gene Ontology annotation, biological process: mitochondrial respiratory chain complex IV assembly. Lineage: Eukaryota; Fungi; Ascomycota; Eurotiomycetes; Eurotiales; Aspergillaceae.